AUGGUGAUGAGAUAUCUAUAUGUAAAACGAACUGUCAUUCUUGCCUCUACAGAGUGUCCAAAGCCGGACUAUGUUCAUUUCAACCCCACCGGCAUCUGCUACAAGUCCUUCGCGGAGGAGAAGACGUACGAUGAGGCCAAGCAGACGUGUGCCGCAGACGGGGGGAUGUUAGCCAUGCCGAAGGACGAGGCGACCAACACGUUUAUCUCCAGCCUGGAAUACGGAGACGUGGGUCGUUGGAUCGGGCUGAGUGACGCCGCCAGCGAAGGGAACUGGGUGUUCGAGGACGGACAGACUCUCGCGUCAACCGGCUAUAACAACUGGAACCGAGGUGAACCGAAUGGUGGCGAAGGUGAAAACUGUAUCACCUUACGUUUGGGGGGUCCCACGUGGAAUGAUAUGGGAUGCAACGGCAAUAAGAGAUUCAUAUGUCAGCUAUAUCAAGGAAACCAUGCCUUUGAGGUCCUCCGUACUGCAAACCAGACGUAUGAAGGAGUCGAUUUCUUCGCCAUCGAGGCGAGGCUGCCAGCUGACGGCCUUUCUGCCUCUUUGGACUGGUGCAAGGAUUACCAAAACCUCUGUGGUCACUACGGACUGAGACCCACGGGCUGUGGGGAGAUCUGGGCAGUCCCGGAUAGGAGUGCCAGCGACCCGAAUGCUAUCCGGUAG
Messenger RNA from Branchiostoma belcheri (Belcher's lancelet), 669 nucleotides. RefSeq names its product tetranectin-like protein. Lineage: Eukaryota; Metazoa; Chordata; Leptocardii; Amphioxiformes; Branchiostomatidae. The record is from RefSeq and is a predicted model, not a curated record. Bases 1 to 669 code for a protein of 222 amino acids. The transcript has 3 exons.